Paramecium sonneborni is the source of this 2998-nucleotide messenger RNA. Lineage: Eukaryota; Ciliophora; Oligohymenophorea; Peniculida; Parameciidae. The record is from the annotation of a GenBank genome assembly.
AUGACAACUACUCCUAGUGUGAGAAGUAGAAAAUGGUUUGAAGAUGUAAAAGGAGAAUUAUUAAUGCCAAUUGUUAGAAUCAAACCAGCUACAAAUUUUUAAAGAGAAGAUUUAAGAAUUAACAAUCAAAAUAUCAUAUUGACAGACCCUAACAAUAGAAUUUUAGAAGAAUUUGAAGUUCCUGAAGCAUAUGGAUAAGAAGUAGGUCUUGAAUAAAUAUAUAAUGAAAGAGUGGCUCCUUUAAUUUAAUAAUUUAUAUAAGGUUACAAUGUGAGUGUUUUUGCAUAUGGUUCUACAGGAGCAGGUAAAUCAUAAACAAUAGAGGGGAAUAAAAAAGAGAAAGGUAUAGUUACACUCUGGGCAACCACUUUAUUUGCAUAUUUAUAAGAUAAGGUAGUGUAAACUUUCAAAGAAGAAAGCAUAAUAACAGAUUAUAAGUAUGAAGUGAGAAUGUAAUAUUUGGAAAUAUUGGAUGAAAAUAUAAUGGAUUUAUGUGCAGAUAGAAAAUUUGGAGAAAGAUUGUUUGUUGAAGAUCAUCCAUGGGAUGGACCAGUUGUUUAAGGAGCAUCAUGGCAUGAAAUUACUAAAGACACUGAAUUAAAUGAUCGACUUUAUAAAGGAUUAAAAAGUAGAGAUAAUACUAGUAAUGAAUUUGGAAAAGUUAGUGCUAAGGCUACUUCCUUAUUUAUUAUUGAUCUUAAAUAAUGGUAUUCAAAUAAGGAGACAUAGGAGAUGGUAUUGCUUAAAAGUUAGGCAACAUUUGCUGAUUUGCCUGGAAGUGAAAUAUUGGUUGAUGAUGCAGAAACUAUAAGGGUUAAGUAAGGAUCAACAUUGAAUAAAGUAAUUAUAGCAUUUUCAUAAUUAAUUAAAGAUCUAGCAAAUAGGUAAGAAGAUUAUGUAAUGUAUGAUACUUCAACAGUUACAAAAUUAGGUAAGGAAAUAUAUGGAAGUAAUUCAUAUAAUAUAGGAAUCUUUUGUUGUUAACAUGGUGAUCCAAAAGGUUCUUCUUUGACAUUAUAAGUAUUUAAAUAGGCAAGAAAAAUAAUGACUUAUCCAGUUGUAAAUAAUCAUAGAGUUAUUGCUUUAUUGCGUUAAUUUAGAUUAGAGGCAGCUUCAAGUAAUUAAGUUGGAAAGAAGAAGGAUACUCCAGUAGCAUCAGGAGAUUCAGUAGGAGUUUAAGAGUUGUUGGAUUUGAAGAGCAAAGUGAAUGAUUAUGCGAAAUAGAUAGCUGAUAUGGAUGAUGAGAUAACAGAUUUGAAAUAGAAAUUAUCAGCUUUGAGAGCAAGAUUCUAAGAGUUAGUUAAGUAGAAGGUAGAAUUAUAGGAUGAAUUAAUAAAAGCUGAAGAAGAUAAAAUAGAAUCUGCAAAAGCUUUAUUAGAUAUGGAAUUGUAGAAUAAGAAAUUAUAAGAGUUGAUUAUUUAGAUUUAAUCAGAAUCGAAUUCAAAAAAGUUAAAUGAUGAUAAUCUUUCAGAUGAUGUUAGGUUAUAAAAGGCAUAAUAAGUAUUAUAAGAAUUACAAGAUAGAUUAAGAGAAGCAAUAGACGAGAAGAGAGAAAUUGAAAUGGAAUUUAUGGCUUUGAAAAAGAAUUAUAUGGAUAAAUUAAAAGAAUUAGAAAAUAUUAGAAUUCAAUAAGAGAAUUACAGUCUUGAAUUAAUUAAUUUAGGAAAUGAAAAUAAGGCUUUAUAAGAGGAAAUAUCUAAACUUUAUUAAUCAGAUGGUUAAGCAAAUGAAUAAACAAAAAUGUUAUAAGAAAAAGUAAAGAAUAUGACUGAUGAUUUGAGAGAUAAGAGAGAAGCAUUAGAAUUUGCAAAAGCUGAGAUAGAAAGAUUAAAAGUAGAAUUAAUGAAGUAUGGAUUAUUAGGUGCAAAAGAUAAAUUAGAAUUAGAUAAAAAACGAUUAGAACUUGAUAAAUCAUCUACUUAGAUAUAGAUUACUUAAUAACCUAUUAAUGAUGAUGUAUUUAAAAAUGAAAGAAUGUUAUGGGAAAGUUAAAAAAUGGAACUUACUCAUAAAGUAAAAUCACUAUAAAGAAAAGUUAAUGAUGAUAAUGAAAGAAUUAAAGAUCUUGAAAAAUAAUUAAAUGAUUUAAAUGGAGAAAAUGUUAAAAUGUAAUUAUAAUUAGAUGAGAUGAGAGCUAUAUAUAGAAAUAAAUUAAUAUAGAUUCAUAAAUUAGAUCCUAGAGAUGAAUUAUUUUAAACUUAUGCAGGUAAAGAAAGAGAAUAUUCUCAAUCAAUUGAAAUUCUUAGCAAAAAGAAUAAAUAAUUAUAAAUUGAAAUGCGUUCUAUUAAAAGUUAUUCUAGAUAAAUUCGUUAUUUAGCUGAGGAUUGGGCUCCUAUUGGAUAACCUUUACCUGAUAUUUUACAUAAAGGUUAUAUGAUAUUAGAUGAAAAUGAACUUGUAUUUAUAUUCUUUAUUAUUUUAAGCAUACUUAAGCAUAAAAAGAUUAAGAAUAAGAAAUUUAAAGACUUAGAAAUAAAAAUCAUAUUUUAGAAGCAGAAUUAAUGAAUCUUAAAGAAACUAAAAAAAUAGAUGAUCCUAAUAAUGCUACUAAAAGAUUAAUUUCUGAAAUCUAAUUAUUAAAAUAAAGUUAAAUUUCUGAAAAUAAUAAUGAUUCAUCAUUAAGAAAAGAAAGAAAUGAUUUAUAAGAAGAAAAUAGAAGAUUAGUAUAAUUAUUAAAAGAUUCAAAUAAAUGGGAUUUACAUAAAUUAUAAUAAGAUAAUGAGAGAUUAUUAAAAAUGGUAAAAGAAUAUGAAAUGAUUGGACCAUAAUCAGGAUAAAGUAAAAAUGUUCAAUAAAAAAUUCAAUUCUAUGAAUAACUUACUAAACAAUUAGAAAGAGAAAGAACAGAAUUAGUUGUUAAAGCAACUGUUGCUGAAGAAUAAUUAGUUUAAUUAUAAGUUAACAUGACCAGAGUAACAGCUGAUUAUUAAAAAUAAAUUAAUGAACUAAAGAAAAAAAUUAAAAUUUUAUGAUAUACAUUAUAUAUAUUAUAUUUGAG